UCUCAUGCAUUAAAGGAGAUAGUAAAUAUAUGAAACUUGGGGCGAAAUUACCACGAGGGGUUCUGCUUGCGGGUCCCCCGGGAACCGGAAAAACAUUGUUGGCCCGUGCAGUGGCCGGAGAAGCUAAUGUGGCGUUUUUCUCGAUGUCUGCUAGUGAAUUUGUCGAGAUUUUUGCUGGUAACGGGGCUGCCCGUGUUCGAAAUCUUUUCAGCGAUGCCAGAAAACGUUCACCGUCUAUUAUUUUCAUUGAUGAGAUAGAUGCUGUUGGAGGGCAACGUGGAAUAUCUUUCAAUAGUGAACGUGAUCAAACUUUAAACCAGGUAAAUAUUAUUUUAAUUUAAUGCUCAUGGUCAAAGUUAAACAAGGAAAUAGUUGACAUAAAAUGUGGUGUUUGAUGUGUUAGCUUUUGACUGAGAUGGAUGGAUUUGAGAAGGGUGCAACUGUGGUGGUUAUAGCGGCUACUAACAGACCGGAGUUGCUGGAUUCUGCUUUGAUGAGACCGGGUCGGUUUUCCAGGAAAGUGGUUGUGGGUAAACCAGAUGAAGAUGGAAGAAGAAAGAUUUUUUCCUUAUAUUUAGAAAAGGUGCCCAUGGACAAGGAGGACAAACAAGUCAUUUGUGACAUUGUUGCUUCACGUACACCAGGGUUAGUUGGGGCUGAUCUUGAAAAUAUAGCUAAUGAGGCUGUAAUGCUUGCUGCUCGUACAGGUGGUGAUUAUGUGACCAAGGAGGAUGUUCUUCAAGCUCUUGAGAGGUCCACAACCAAGAUUUGUAAUGAUGAUGCUACCAGUGAAGCUAAGUCACCGUAUUUGUUUGGACAAAUGGCACUAGAAAGUGUGCAAGCCGGGGGAUAUUGAUUUCGAACUAAUCAUCUAUAGGAUUCGUUCAAGAUGGAGAAUUCAAUUUUGGUUUUAUUAGAUUUCGUAUUUCUAGCUUGUAAGUAUAUAGAUCUUUUGGCUCAUUGGAAUAGGUUGUUAAAAGUGUUAGUUAGGCUAAAUUUAACCAAAGUGACAUAAAGUGACUAAAAUUUUUGCAUAUGUUUAUUUGUUUGGGAUGAGAACAUAUUAAUAAAAACUUUGAAGGUUUAACACUAA
Messenger RNA from Lactuca sativa (garden lettuce), 1093 nucleotides. The record is from RefSeq and is a predicted model, not a curated record. Lineage: Eukaryota; Viridiplantae; Streptophyta; Magnoliopsida; Asterales; Asteraceae.